Messenger RNA from Ilyonectria robusta, 642 nucleotides. RefSeq lists its product as uncharacterized. The coding region runs from base 1 to 642 and encodes 213 amino acids. The record is from RefSeq and is a predicted model, not a curated record. Lineage: Eukaryota; Fungi; Ascomycota; Sordariomycetes; Hypocreales; Nectriaceae. The transcript has 3 exons.
AUGGCGAAGCUCGGCAGGGUCCUCGGCCGAAGCCAUUAUAGUCUGUGCGACCUCUUCGCACCAGACUAUGGACAAACUAUUAUAGCAUCUCUAACCAGACCGCGCGUGGUCAGGUUGGAAAGUCUGGACCAAGUCAAGCCUCGUUUUGCAGCCCAGGUUGGCUGUGCACUGGCCACGCGGGAACCAGGGAGCUCCCUCGUCGGCAAGCCCUACUACACUGUGGUCGGCGGCCAUGGCUUGGAUCCAUUCCCCCAGGUCCGGUCAGGAACUGGUUUGAUUACGGAUUACGGUCUCGAUGAUGAGUUCGGGAGCAUCGGCCUCGCUUCUUGCCUUAGUGCGGGUGCGGAAGGGUUUGCAGCUGGGAACACGGCGGGCAUAUCUCAGGACGAUCUGGUGAACCUGCAGCAGCUGACUGCAUCGGCGACCUCUGGAACUGGAUUCGUCCACAGUUGCGAGCCUGUAAUUCCCAAAGGAGAUGACGAGGCACACGGCGAGAAAGACUUUUCGUCGCUUGUUGAUCCCUGGGCGUCCGUCAGAACCAUCGCAACGGGAAAAGAUUCUCAGCUGCGCUUACAGAGCUGGCAAACGGGGUUUCAUCCCGGGCUGACCGAUGGACAACACCCUCAAACAACAGAUUAUUGA